UUAAAUCAGUGCCCGGGAAGCGCGCGCUGGUUGGAGACCGAAGAGCGCUGCAGAGAGCUCCGGGAGGAGAAGACGGGAGGACGGAAAUUAAACUUUUUAACGGUUUAACUUUAACGUUUUUUUUUUUGGUCUGAACUUCGUCCUCAGGAUGUGAAGUUUAAACGGAGCUUUUUUUUUUAAAUGUCCACGGGGGGAUUUGACGCCAUGGACGGGACAACCGGAGCGAGAAUACUGCGAUAGUAAACGUUACUCCGGUGAUAUUCCUAACGUUAUAAUAACGUUACCAAGCUUUAGCGCUGUCUAUUUUAUAAUGAGUUCACACAGUAUGUUUAGCUGUGGCAUCUGCUUUAUCUCCUUUUAUAUCCCCAAAGCUUUGAAUUACCGUUGGAAUAACUACAGGUUUUAGCUAACGGCUGCGUAACGGUUCUGAUAUUUUAUAUUUAACGCUAGCUUAAAGCAGCUUCCUGUCUGUCAGCUAAUGAAAGCAGAUGAAUCACAUGCUUCUGAUCCCUGGGAGUGCUACUGGUUUCUAUCAGCUCCUGCUUCUACUGGAUUCUACUGUCUGCGGCUUGUUUAACUUUAAAGUUUAUGGAUUUCCUCCAGCUCCACUGUGAGUAACUAAACCGACAAUAGCGACAUGUAUGCUGCACGGAAACGAAGAAAACCGGCGCAGAAGGGAGUCAAACCGACCCCAACUGAAGGCGCCAAGUCCAACCCGUCCAAACGCCACCGCGACCGUCUGAACUCGGAGCUGGACCGGCUCGCCAGCCUGCUGCCCUUCUCUGAAGACGUCGUCUCCAGCCUGGACAAACUGUCCAUCCUGAGGCUCAGCGUCAGCUUCCUCCGCACCAAGAGCUUCUUCUCCGUGGCUCUGAAGAACCGGCUGUCCAAUGGCAUUAACAAGAGCAGCGAUCACAGUGAUGACAACAAGACGUCAGGAUCAGCGGACGGUCGCAUACCUGAGGGGGAACUGCUGCUGCAGGCCCUGAACGGCUUCGUCCUGGUGGUGACAGCUGAGGGAAUCAUCUUCUUCUGCUCUCACACCAUCCAGGAUUACCUUGGCUUCCAUCAGACCGAUGUGAUGCACCAGAGUGUGUUUGAGCUGAUCCACACUGAAGACCAGCAGGAGUUCAGGAGCAACCUGCACUGGGCCCUCAACCCCCCUGCCGGCCUCGGACCCCCCACGGAUGCCUCAACAGAUGGGGAGUCGGUGUCGACCUCUUCCUGCCUGGUGAGCUACAACCCCGACCAGCUUCCACCUGAAAACUCCUCCUUCCUGGAGAGAGGCUUCGUCUGCCGCUUCCGCUGUUUGUUGGACAACUCCUCGGGCUUCCUGGCGCUGAAUGUCCAGGGUCGACUCAAGUUCCUCCACGGUCAGAGCCGUCAGCAGUGCGACAGCGAGGGGAGCACUCCACCUCAGCUCGCCCUGUUCGCCAUCGCCACACCCCUCCAGCCUCCAGCCAUCUUGGAAAUCAGAACGAGGAACAUGAUCUUCAGGACCAAACACAAGCUCGACUUCACACCCAUGGCCUGCGACGCAAAGGGUAAAAUAGUUCUGGGCUACACCGAGGCGGAGCUGAGAGUUAGAGGUUCGGGUUACCAGUUCAUUCACGCUGCCGACAUGCUGUACUGCGCCGAAAAUCAUGUCCGAAUGAUAAAGACGGGAGAGAGCGGCCUCACUGUCUUCAGGCUGCUCACCAAGGACAACCGGUGGAAGUGGGUCCAGGCCAACGCCAGGCUCGUCUACAAGAACGGCAAGCCAGACUACAUCAUCGCCACCCAGAGGCCGUUGGUGGAUGAGGAAGGAGGGGAACACCUGAGGAAGCGGUCAAUGCACCUUCCCUUCACCUUCGCCACCGGAGAGGCGAUGCUCUACCAGACCGGUUAUCCACUGCACGGCUUUCCUGAUUCCUUCCAGGGCAAAGCCAAAGGCAGCAAGUCCAAGAAAGGCAAACUGGACAAGAGCUCUUCAGAUGACCUGGACCCAAAGUCUCUGCUUGGAGCGCUGAUGAGCCAGGAUGAGUCCGUGUAUGUCUGCCAGCCGGACACAGAGCCUAAGAUGUCCUACCACAGCAGCCUUUUUAGCGAGCAGCAAGGUGACAGCAGUGGUUUUGGUGGCUUGUUAAGUGGCGAUAGCUGGCAUAUCGUAUCUAACGGGGAGACGGGGAGAUGUAAUAGCAAAACAUCUAGUUAUGACCCACUGCUGGCCACUUUGGACUCUCUGUCCCUGGAUGGAGAGGAAACGUGCUCCAACAGCGAGCUCUUUAGCGCCCUGGAGAACCUGGGCCUAAAUGCUGAAGACCUGGAGCUCCUGCUGCUGGAUGAGAGGAUGAUCCAGGUGGAGCUGGACCCAAACCACAUCCCAACACUUAGCGACAUUCUCACCAACAACGAAAUCCUCUCCUACAUCCACGACUCACUGGAAAGUGGGACUGAGGGGGAGGAACAAAGAGACAGAGCUGGACUUGAACCUUCGACUUGUCCAUCAAACUCAGCCCAAAGCGUCGCCCAGCAGCCACAGGCAUGCCUCACACCUGCUGUCCCUCCAGCGCUUCCCAGCAGCAGGCAGCCCAUCAUCCAGCUGUCGCAACAGAUGCAGCAACACAUCAGUGCGGGUGAGCUGGUGAAAGCUCAACCGGGGCAGAUUCAGUCCCAGUCUGACACAAAGAUUUUAACUGGGAUUCCCAACGGUCACUGGGUGGUAACGACAGAGAACCACCAUCACCCCAACAACCGCACCCAUCAUCACCCACAUACUGUGCUCAAAGCCUCACAGUUGAACGGUGAACAUAAACACCUCAACUCACUUCUGGAAUCGAGUCAACAGUGGCAGAUUCAGCAGGACCAGCACUCGGUGCAUCUCCAGUCCCAUCAGCAGGUAAACAGCCAGAGCGCUUUGCUUCCUGACUUCCAGAAUCAGCUCGGACUGACAACAAACGGAUCUUGCGUCCCAAACGGACACGCAGCCUUUCCACCGAACGUCGAGGUCGGCCACACAGGUUACAAUAUCUCCAACACACCUCAUGCAGGUGGCACAGUACUGAACGGCGGGACCACACCAGACGUUUGUCACUGCCAGAGUAUGGUGGCCACCACGCAGCCCUACCAGCUGCAGGGUCACCAGAAACACCAGCAGCAGCAGAUGUUGCAGCAGACUCAGGUUCCACCAUCCUGUCCCACCCAGAGCUCUGCACUGGAGUUAGAGCAGUUACUGGGUCUGUCCCAGCCACAGCACAGCCAGCCGUCAUUAGAGGCCUACAGCAUGUUCAACACCACCACACAGGACUCCACUCACAGCAAGUUGGAGAACGGUUGCCUCCUCAGUGCCACUAACGCAGCGUACAUCAGGACGUGUCUGAUGCCCAAUGGAAACGGAGUGGUGACAGGCGACAUCCCUGUCUCCUGCCCAGACGGACUCUCCGUCCUACAGGACCCCCAUAAAUCUGGAUUUUUCCUCUGAAAGGAUGAUGGCAGAGUAUCAGAGGAGGCUAGAAGAGAGGUACAGAAGGAAAAAAGAAAGAGGAAAAACUUCUCUAUUCGAUAUAAACACAUAAUUUUUUUAAAAAUAAUUAGAAGGAAGAAAAAGAAGCGAAAAUAAUUUAACUCUCUUUUCCAGAAAUGACUUUACAUCAGGUUCUCUUUGUUUCGAUGUCUCAUCCCUCAGUCAGACAUCACACUCGUUCUACUCAGAGAACUGGGGUUGCCUAAAGAUAGGCAUGGCAAGGAAAGACGAAUCGAGAGGAAGAAAUUCUGUUUUUUUAUCUGUCACACUUCGUGUUAUAAUAUUGCUAGUCGUGCGCUCACAGAAAGUUUUCGUGUUUAAAGAUUUGUGCGGAGCCAAAACUCAUCACUCUCUGAUCUGUAAAUACACUGUUAAAGUCCUGAAAAAAAGAAGAAGAAGAAGAAGAGAAAACACUGUGACACUCAGCAAGGCCGGUUACUUUAGCAAAGUGCUGAUGCUCAAAUAACUGGAGACUAAAAGUUGAUAAAGAGAACGAUGACUUGCUUUUUUUGCUGAAUCACUACAAAAUGUUUAACUCUAACUCAAGAUAAAUUCCAGCCCAGACAAGCGAGACGUUUCCGUUGUAAAGGUUGUAGCGCCGUGUAAUAUAAUAGAAAGCAGAGUUUCAGCACUGGACUUUUCAAAUUAAUUCACUUUUUCACAUUACUGCUGACCAUUUCCUAAAGCAUACUGUACGUUUUAAGAUUGUUUUAACAACUAUGUACCACAUGACAAUAAUGUACCUUUGAUAAAUAAGUAAAGCUGCGUAAGAUCGAUUAGCUUUAGUAUCACAACCAAGCUUCAAGCCUGCAACCUCAUUUUUUUCCUAUUUCUAAACCGAUGGCUGCCUGGAAAGUAUGGAAUAUUCUACCUUAAAAAUGAUGGUAUGCUUUAAAAAAAAUGGUCUGCAGUUUUAUAUUAAAAGAAAUUAUUUGCAGUCAACGAACCGGCUGAAACAUGCAAAACCACCUGUGGAGAUUUUAAAAUGUCUCUACAAUCUACAAGCCGUGUGUGGAAAUAACACUCACAAACUUUAAGUUCCUACCAAGAUAUAUGUUACAUGGGUAUAAGAACAAGCUGCUUUCACUGGUGUAGUAACCACUCACCAUGUCUGCUGGUAAUCUGCUUGUUUUUCCUCAUGUGGGAAUGUGAAUGCUUUGUCGUGCUCAGUGUGUGAAGUGGCGAGGGAACGUUUCUUAGAAGACAUUUAAACAAACAGCCAUGAGAUUUGGACGUUUGUCACCUAGAUGUAGAUGACCUGUGGGGUUAGUAGGUGUCGUUCGUCCUUGUGCUUUACAUGUCAACAAAACAGCAUUUCAUUCUUGUGGUUAAUGAUGUUGAGAUUUAAACAGAUGGUAGAAGGUUAAAAUCAGAAAGGAAGAGCACAAGUUUUUAUUUAUUGCUGCUACCACAGAAAAGCCAUACUGCUUCUGUGGCCGCGGCAGUGUUUAUCCUAAUGCUGCAUUUUAGCCUAUUUGAGGUUUACAAUGACGUUAUGCACUUACAUGUAUAUUACAGAUAUAAUCAGAAAGGAUCUGAAAUCAAACAUAAAAAAGCAUUUUUGUUUCCUGACCGGAGACAGUGUGAAAAUCUCCCGUUAAUGCCUUGUCUCGGCGGCCUCGGCCAGUCAGACUCCCACUUGCUUUAUCCUGCAGUCGCGUCAUGUGGGAAACACUGAGUGCACUUACAUGCACACAGUAAUCCAUUAAGGACCUAAUUGUAAAUAAUAGAUUGCAACUGAAGGCCGAAGAGGAAGUGCAUGCAAGUAUUUCUCAAGUUUUGUUUUGGUGGUGAUUCCAUGAAAUGUAUGGAAGAGGAGAUUCAUUUCAGCCUUUUGUUAUUUUCAUAUCUGGCCGUUACGUUCAUGUGUGGAAACCAAUCGAAAGUAAAGAUCAGAAGCAAAGUGUUGACUUCCAAACUGCUCCUUCAUCAGUUGUAUUAGUUGGAGACUCAAACCAAACCAUGCUAGCCCGGCCAGGUUUAACAGAGCUAACAGACAAGCUCUAAUGUAAAGUUGUCCAAAUAGUUGUGUCCUUCCUUUGCAGUGUCGGCUACUUUUUCUUCUUAAUUUCAAUGGAAAGGAAGUGUCAUACUUUCCUUACAGGACUAUGAAACGCUCAAAUGCAACUUCUGUUGAAGCCAUUACAUGUAGAGUUUGAAAAUGUCCUACUUGUCCUACACUGUGAGAGACGAUACUGUGCACACUGAGACUUUAAUACAGCUGUCUUGAAGACAGUUGUCAACAACAACAACAAACUGCUCACCAGACUUCCUCUUAGCUUGAAGGCUAAAACAAUAUAACGAUACCUGAUUUCCUCUGGAAGAUGGAAGAAUCAUAUCCUGGACUCCCACAUCCAUCAGUGGGACAUGAAAGCUAAUGCUGCGUUCAUGUCAUGUCAAAUUACCUGUAAAUAACAAAUGCAGUGUCUUACUGGAAAUAAUUUUUAAGGAAAUUGUUAUUAACAUGUGUGGUGACAUGCAACAGAGAUGAAAACAAUGUGUUCAAAAAUAAGUGACUUUUUUAAUUUAGUGUAUCACAGAAAAUCCAAGCUGUAACACCCAUGUCAAUGUCGGCAGUGGCAAUAUUAUAAAAAUCUAAAUUAUCAGUUGCAUUCACAUUUAUAAAGAGUUAACUAUAUGUCCUGUAGUUUGUAGGGUUUUUUUGCCUGACUUAAACCUCAUAUUUUAAUAUAGAAAUUAGCUCAGUUCUGAUGUGACAUCAACGCAGUAUUACUUACUUAUUUAAAAGCCCUAAAAGGUAAAAGAAAGAAAGGUUUUCACUCACAGAAGCUGGAGGGAGGACGACAGACUGGACAGCAUUUAGCAUUUAGCACCGACUCAAAAACCAAAUGAGAAACAUGUGAACACACAUGUGUCUGCAGUUGCUCCAUUGUUGAAUGUCUUGUGUAAACUGUAAAGGCGUUUGAGACAUGAAGCUUUUAUUUCACUACAAAAAGGUGCUUCGAUAUUGACGAUUUCGAUAUUGGUAGCGUUAGCUGAUGACAAACGUCACAACGGCGAAAUGCAUUUACAGAUUUGCCUCAUGUUUGUUUUCCUUUUUUUGUUUUUGAUUUUUUUUUUGUAAACUGAUUUUUCUUAUAAAACAGAUUAUUUAAACCAGUUGUGAGAUCAAAUGCUGUAUGAAAGAAAAAAACAUUUAUAAAAUGACAAUCAUUUUCCAAGGCGCUUUAAAAACAAACUACAAAAAAUGGUUGUGUGUGUGUGUGUGUGUGUGUAUAUAACUGUGUUUUUUAAUGGUGUUGUUGCAAGCACUACUUUAAAAUCACUGCUCUUACAAACUCUUUCUCCAGCACUGAAAGUAGUCUUGUAGGAAAAAGCAUUUUAUGACUCCAUGUUGUAUGAAUAUUGUUCCCAAGAGUCGUGUGUUUUAUCUUUAUGUCAUGUUUGAAGACAGUUUGUCACUUUAGCUCAAAACAAAAUGGUGCAUUUGUUCACUUCAGUACAUAAAGAGCAACAUUUUACAUAAAAAUCUCAAAUCUUUUCCUGAUCUUUUAGCAUCUUAAAAUCCACUUUGUCCACCAGAUAACAUUUAAAAGUGACUGCUUUAUACUUUCAUUGUGUUAUCAGCCAUUGGAGUCAAACUCAACUUUGGAAGCUGUUUUGUCGUGGCAAAUUUUUUUAAGGCACACAGACUUUAUUUUGCAACUUUUUUCACUGAAGGUUGUAGCUGUAUGUAAACAAAAUCUUUUAAAAUGCAGUCUGUCUUUGAGCUGUGUGUUGAAAUGUGCUCUUGGAUCCUGGAAAUAAAGGAUUUUGUGCAAUCA
Messenger RNA from Siniperca chuatsi (mandarin fish), 7287 nucleotides. RefSeq names its product aryl hydrocarbon receptor-like. The record is from RefSeq and is a predicted model, not a curated record. Gene Ontology annotation, cellular component: aryl hydrocarbon receptor complex; nucleus. Bases 638 to 3460 code for a protein of 940 amino acids. The transcript is spliced from 11 exons. Lineage: Eukaryota; Metazoa; Chordata; Actinopteri; Centrarchiformes; Sinipercidae. Gene Ontology annotation, biological process: regulation of transcription by RNA polymerase II. Gene Ontology annotation, molecular function: nuclear receptor activity; protein dimerization activity; transcription cis-regulatory region binding.